Molecule: messenger RNA, 1917 nt
Organism: Closterium sp. Naga37s-1
Lineage: Eukaryota; Viridiplantae; Streptophyta; Zygnematophyceae; Desmidiales; Closteriaceae
Source: the annotation of a GenBank genome assembly
AUGAUUGUCGCAUGCUUUCCCCGGCUGACCCAUCUGCAUCUCUCGGAUUUCAGCGUUGAAACGUUGGACGACGCCUUUCUCGCUGACCUCGCCGUUUCGUGCCCUGGGUUUGAGAGCGCUGCACGUGGGGAUGCUGACGGAGGUCGAGCUUCGUUCUUUCAGCUUCAGCAUCUGCGCACCCUCGUCUUGUCCACCGCCUUCGUCUUAAAGUCUUCAGAUCUCAGCGCCCUUUCGUCUCUCACUGCAGUUUCAAUAGAAACCUCUUCCCUUCACUACGACCAGCUCUCCAGCCUCCAUCAACUUACCAACCUCACCCGCCUCGCCUUGCCUGACGACAUUCGCGUGAUUUCAGCACAUUCGCCCGCCUUCUCUCUCGCACAGCUCCCUUCUCUCCAAUCGCUCGAGUUCGGAUUGGAUGAUGCGCACUUCACCGCUUUUUUCCCUCCUGGAUCGCCAUUCAGACUCCUGAAACGCCUGCACCUCAGCCAUUGCUUCACCCAGGAGCGGCUUCCAAGCAAGAUUGGACAGGUGCUGCCGCACCUGCAAGAGCUCAGCAUCAUUGAAUGCGAAAACUUGAGCGACCUGACUGACGAGUUCACGUCGCUCACCUGCCUGGAGAGCUUGACCGUUUCCUACUGCAGCGUGUCCACUCUGCCGGAAGGCUUUGGCCAUCUUUUAGCCUUGAAGGCCUUGGUGCUGCACCAGCUGCCGUUUCGCACUCUCCCUGCUUCCUUCACCAGACUCGCAUCCCUGGAGGCGUUUUUUCUGGAUUGGUGCGAACAGAUGAACGAUUUACCUGCAGGGUUUGGUCGCCUCACAGCCCUCCAGUCUCUGAGCUUUGCAGGGUCAGCCAUCCUGCACAUUCCAGAAGACUUGGGCGGCCUGAUCAAUCUCCACACCUUUCGUUUCGACUAUAACAGCAAACAUCAGCUGCUGUCGCCAUUAGCGCAGCUGGCGUCGCUGACCAGGUUGGAGCUGGUUCGGUUGGAGCAUAUUGAGCUUCCAGAGGGGAUGGGGGAGCUGACAAACCUGCAGGAGCUCCACAUUCAAAAGUACUUAUACCUUAAAGAGCUUCCGGGUUUUGUGACGUCGCUUGUCAGCCUUCGAGUGCUGAGGAUUACAGAGUGUGAUAAUCUCGUGUCGGUUCCCAGGAGGCUGGAUAGGCUUACCAGCCUGACGCAGUUGGAGCUGCGGGAGUGUUGGCGGCUGAUCGAAGCCCCUCAGGCUCUGCCAAUCAGCCUCCAGGCUCUAUGGUACUUAGAGAAUCACCAUACGUGGUCUUUGCCAGAGAUUUCAAGACUUACAGGGCUCAAGGAAGUGUGCUUGGGCACUGUGGAUGCAGCUUGUGUUGAGGUCAUCAGUGAGCAUCUCUCCGGUGUGAGGCACUUGGAGCUGGUGCUCGAAGAAGGUGCAGAGGAGUCUCUGUCCGCGCUGACCCGGCUUCCUCGCCUCCGCACCUUGGCACUCAGGGACGCCUGCAGUUUGAACUCGCUGGUGGAAUCUGGGGGCUCAGGUUUGCGAGAGCUACGGGAGCUGAACAUCACUGCUCAACUCCCAGAGCUGCCUGCCGCCAUCACCACUCUCCACCACCUGACAUCCAUUAAAAUCGAAUCGCUAAAAAUGUCUUCUCUUCCGCACCCCUUUGGGGCAUUCUCAAGGCUGCGCAAGCUGGACUUAUCCCACUGCUCAUCCCUCACGCAUCUCCCUGCUUCCCUCACGCAGCUCUCCUGCCUGCAUGAGCUGAACGUCAGAGACACCAGUAUUCGUCUUCUUCCGCCUAGCUUUACCCAGCUCAGCAGACUGAGGAAGCUUCAUAUCCAGGACUGCGAGCAGCUGGAGGCUCUGCCUGACGACAUAUCUGAGCUUAGAAUGCUCGAGUACAUCUCUACUGACGGAUGUGCCAUGCUCCACCGGUGA